Messenger RNA from Quercus robur (English oak), 2848 nucleotides. RefSeq names its product ubiquitin-like domain-containing protein CIP73. Lineage: Eukaryota; Viridiplantae; Streptophyta; Magnoliopsida; Fagales; Fagaceae. The record is from RefSeq and is a predicted model, not a curated record. The coding region runs from base 411 to 2585 and encodes 724 amino acids. Gene Ontology annotation, molecular function: misfolded protein binding; polyubiquitin modification-dependent protein binding. Gene Ontology annotation, cellular component: BAT3 complex. The transcript has 16 exons.
AAGUGCAUGUCUUCCCUUCAUCUUCACCAAUCAAACCCUCCACAAAAUGUUUUUACUUUUUACCACCACAUCCACAAUAAAAAAACACACAAAUAAGACCCUCUCCAACUCACAGGGGUAAAAAGUAAAAAGGUAAAAAUCUGUGGAAAAAGAGAGGAAAAAGGAGUGUAAGAUGAUCUAGUACAGCACGAGCAGAGAGACCAGCAUCACUUCUCUCCCAGAGUCCUCGUCCUCGUCCUUCUUCAAUUGCCACCCAGUCAGUCAAUUUCUCUCACAUAUACGCACAGAGAGAGAGAGAGAGAAAGACAAAGAGAAAGAGAGCACACACUGUGUGUGUGUGUGUGUGUGUGUGUGAGAUUUCUAUUGGCUUACCAAGCUUUUUUUAUCUGGUGCCAAGCAAUCUGAGAAGGAUGGGAAAUAAUGGUGCUGAUGCAGUUCCUAGGGUGGAUGAGGCUGGAGGUGCUGAAGCCACCAUUGAGAUAAAAUUAAAAACAUUGGAUUCUCAAACAUAUACUCUGAGAGUGGAUAAACAGGUGCCUGUCCCUGCUCUAAAAGAACAGAUUGCCUCUGUCACUGGUGUGUUAUCAGAGCAACAACGUCUAAUAUGCCGAGGAAAGGUUCUAAAGGAUGAUCAACUCCUCUCUGCAUACCAUGUUGAAGACGGUCAUACCUUGCAUAUGGUUGUGCGGCAACCUGUUCCACCAUCAUCUGAGGGUUUAUCACAUCAUCCAGCAACUGAUCCUGCUUCAAGUACAAGCCGUGGUCACAGCACUCAGGUGGCUCCUGGUGUUGUUAUUGAAACUUUCAGUUUGCCUGUUCAGGGGGAUGGGGUUCCUCCAGAAAUCAAUCGGAUUGUCUCUGCUGUUCUGGGUUCUAUUGGAAUUUCAAACAUUGUAAGUGGCAAUGAAGGGACUGAUGUCAGGGAACAUGGCCCACAGAAUCCUAUGCAGCUUCAUCCUGAACAAGCUGGUGUCAGGGGUCCAUCUGAUAGAUUUCAUAGUACUUAUGGACUUCCAUCAUCAGUUUCUUUGGGAUCUCCACAGCCUCCUGUAAUUCCUGAUUCUUUGACUACACUAUCACAAAAUCUAAGUUUUAUGAGGCGUGAAUUUGAUGCCAUUGUGGCAGGCAGAGGUGGGGAAAGCAAUGCUCAGGCAGCUGCUGCAACUAGGACUUCAGAGAGAGGUUCUCAUUCCAUACCACGUACAGGAACUGUACAAGAAGGGUUUCCGACACCUGGAUCCUUGGCUGAAGUCAUGCAAUCUACCAGAGAAAUGCUCGUCGACCAUGUGGGAGAAUGCCUGCACCUACUUGCUAGACAAUUGGAGGAUCAAGUAAAUAUGACUGAUCACUCAGUGCGGUCAAGCACUCAGACCAGUGCAUUGAGAACUGGGGGUCUACUUCAUAAUCUAGGUGCAUUUCUACUUGAACUUGGCCGUACAACCAUGACAUUGCGGCUGGGCCAAACACCGUCGGAAGCAGUCGUUAACGCUGGACCUGCAGUUUUCAUAUCCCCAACUGGUCCAAAUCCUAUUAUGGUUCAGCCUCUUCCUUUUCAAACAGGAACAAACUUUGGUGCUAUCCCCAUGGGAUCUGUGCAGCCUGGCUCUGGCUUGGUUAAUGGAAUUGGUACUGGCUUUCUUCCGAGGCGUAUUGAUAUACAAAUCCGAAGAGGUUCUUCAACAACCACACCACAUGUUAAUCGAGAGGAACGUAGUGAUACUCAGCAGCCCACUGGGCACAGAGACUCAGUAGCUAGUGGUGAAAUUCCUAUUAAUCCACCGACUUCAAGGGUCUCAGAGGGUCCAUCUUUUGCUGGAGAGUCAGGAGUACGGGUAGUACCAAUAAGGACCAUGGUUGCAGCAGUACCUAGUCCCUUUAGCCGCCUACCUUCAGAUUCAUCCGGUAAUUCAAUAGGUUUAUACUAUCCAGUUCUUGGAAGGUUUCAACAUGUGGCUUCUGGAAAUGUGAGUGGUGAACAAGGAUUUCAAACAUCUGGGGAGCGUCAUCCUGCUGGUCUCCAGAAUGAGCAGCAGACGGAUUCUGCAGUACAACAACAUAACACAGAUGGUCCAGCAAUAGAUGGAUCAUUUCCAACUCCCAAUUUAAGACAGCAGGAGCCAUCUAAUGCACGCAGUGUAAAUAUCAACAUUCUGUCAGCUGGUGGGACUCAAAACAACCCGGAUUCUGAUAGACAGCUACCAAGCAGUGUUGUGCAGUUUUUGAGGACCCUCUUUCCUGGUGGUGAAAUUCAUGUAGAAGAAGCCAGUUCACAGGAAACAGCAAGAGGUGCUGUCCCAGAGCAUGCAGGGACAUCUAAUGGUGUUAUGAAUGCAAUGGAACCAGAACCAAGAGUGAGUGAUGAAGGAAUAUUUUUGUCUAAUAUGCUUCGUCAGAUCAUACCCUUAAUAUCUCAACAAGCAGGUGUAGAGCCAGAUGGUAGACAUACGGAAGAAACUAACACAUUUGAGAAUAGACUGCCUCGGGAUUCUUCUUCUCAGGCUGAGAACUCAGAUGUUGGGACGUCUCGUCGACCAAGUGAUGGUGAAUCUAACCCUCCAAAUUCUAAACGCCAAAAGAUGGAGUGAUUUGUCAUGCGACUUGAUGCUACUUGUGGUUACAAAGUUAUGAUCAAUGACAUGAGAGAUGCAUAUUGGUUCGUCAAUAUAGUGUAUUUUUUUUUUUUUUUUUCCUUCUCAAGUGGGAAGUUGUGAAAUUAAUAUUUAUCGAGUUAUAGGCGAUACUCUUUGACAAAACUUGCUUCUUUCCUUAACCUUAGAUAACAUUUUAGUGUUGUAAGGCAGUAAAUUGGAUUUUACUUCAUAUAGUGUUAUCUGUUGCUGAUGUGCUA